UGGAGUCGACUUCACGAUGUUGCGGCCGAUGAAUCGGUUUCCGACGGUUUUGCGACGAUUUCGACACAGUAAAUCUCAUUGGUCUGAGCAACGCAAGAAACAGUUUCCCAAAGAUCGGGCCCUCGCAAACUAUGACGAUUUCUACGGAUCCGUGUUUGGGGCACGAUGGAAAAACAUUCGGGUGGCGCUUCAGUGCGAGCACAAAUAUUUUGCACUCAUCAAUCAGUUCGGUGACACAGAAGAAACAAUCCGACUGCUCCAGGCGGAUGGGGCAAUUGAUGUGCGGCAAAUUUAUAACGCCCAAAAGAAUGCACUUGUCACUGAAAACCGUGACCUUUUUUCCGGCGACAAGGUGUACAAGAUGGGUGACAGAGUGCAGGCCUUCCAAGCGAACCGUGAGCAGGCAGAGGCACAAAACCUAUACCGCGCCGAUCCGGAAGCGGCCCCUAGUUCGAUUGGUACAUCAACGACCAACCCUCCCUCGGAAGCCUGUGAGGCAGUCGAUCAUAAGAAAUCGCUCGAUAAGGUGCUCAAGGAUGACACGGAAAUCGAUUACCAGCGGCUGGUCGAUCCAGCAGUCGGCUCAGCCGCUCUGCACGAAUUUGUGCCGGCAACGAAGCUGAAAGGGAUGGAAGAUUUCGUGUUCGAAUCGGAGCACUACAAAUAUUACAGUAACAGCACCGACUUUCCGCUAAACAUCGUAAUGGAGGACCGCUUCACCAUACCGGAAACGUUGCAUCUCUACACGUACGAACGGGCCAAUGUGUCCACUUUUCGAAGCCCUCGGAAGAGCGCGACGGGGGUUCUGUCGCACUUCCUGUUCGAUGGAGCAUCCUGUCUGCCUCCUCUCGCGCUGGACGUGCAACCCGGGGAAAGGGUGUUGGAUGCGUGUUCGGCACCGGGCGGUAAAUCGUUGCUCCUUCUGCAAACGUUGAUCCCCGGCACGAUUGUUAUGAACGAUCUGCAGGAGAGCCGCUGCAAUCGUAUUCGCAGCCUGAUGCAUCAAUAUUUGUACGAUUACGAUGAGAAGUGGAAGCAACGGCGUUGCUUUAUCACACAGAGCGAUGCGCGCAAUCUGCGAGAGUACGGAAUGUACGACCGAGUGCUGGUUGAUGUGCCCUGUACCAACGAUCGCCAUUCGGUGAUGCAGAACGACAAUAACAUUUUCAAACCUUCGCGUGUUAAGGAGCGUUUGCGGUUGCCUGAGUUGCAGGCCGGAAUUUUGGCCAACUGCUUGCAACUGUUACGCCCUGGCGGAACUCUUGUGUACUCGACAUGCAGCCUCAGCCCGGUACAAAACGAUGGCGUCGUGCACAUGGCCCUGAGCAACAUUUUCAACGAACUUGGAAUAACGGUUACGAUCAGGGACAUGAGCCUCGUGAUGCAACCGCUGAGGGAAGUGUUCAAGUUUGCUAACUCCGGAACGCUAAAGUAUGGCCAACUCGUGCUUCCAUUCCUCCCAGCCAACUUCGGACCGAUGUACAUCUGCAAAAUGGUUCGCAACGAAUAG
Molecule: messenger RNA, 1510 nt
Organism: Anopheles bellator
Lineage: Eukaryota; Metazoa; Arthropoda; Insecta; Diptera; Culicidae
Product: 5-methylcytosine rRNA methyltransferase NSUN4
Exons: 3
Coding region: 17-1510 (497 amino acids)
Biological process (GO): rRNA methylation
Cellular component (GO): mitochondrial large ribosomal subunit
Molecular function (GO): methyltransferase activity
Source: RefSeq, a predicted model, not a curated record